This is a messenger RNA of Malus domestica (apple), 2839 nucleotides long. RefSeq names its product calcium-dependent protein kinase 1 (gene CDPK). The record is from RefSeq and is a predicted model, not a curated record. Gene Ontology annotation, biological process: peptidyl-serine phosphorylation; protein autophosphorylation; intracellular signal transduction. Gene Ontology annotation, molecular function: ATP binding; calcium/calmodulin-dependent protein kinase activity; calcium-dependent protein serine/threonine kinase activity. NCBI's taxonomy places the organism in Eukaryota, Viridiplantae, Streptophyta, Magnoliopsida, Rosales, Rosaceae. Gene Ontology annotation, cellular component: nucleus; cytoplasm.
UUUGGACCGAACGCGUUUGCUUCUGGGUCCUCACCCUCCUCCCAUUCACAUUCACAUACAAACCUGUCCAAAUAGAAAAAUGCUUCUCAGUGGCAGCAGAUAGAGACAGACAGGAAAAUCAACCCCCAUUCUCUUUGCAGUCCAUUUCUACUAGGCUGGCAGGCAGCUUGGUAAAACCAAGGGAAAAGGACAAGGUCGAUCCAUUCUCUUUCUCUCACCUACAACUUACUGGCUACUUGCCCAUUUUUUGUUUCUACCUGUUCUACACGGUUCCUGUUUCUUUUUCUCAGUUGGGUUUUGCAGCACCAUGCUUGAAUUGUUCAAAUUUGAUAGCUUUUGAUUCAUUUGUUUGUUUAUCUCAUCUGACUACUUCUUUGCCCUUUAUUUUCCUUGGUUUUUUCAUCUCAAACUUGUCAGUAAUUGUAGAUUUAGUCGUUGAUCAAGCAAGGUUUUGACCAUUUUUAUCUAUCAUUUGUGUAUUCUGCAAUUUAUACUUUGAGUUUAUGAUUUCUGGGUUUCUUCUUUCAAUCGCAAGAGUUCAUGUGCCAUAGUCUGAUGCAAUUUUAGAAAGAAAGUUGGUAAGGGUGAUUUCUGUCUGUUGACUUGGUAUAAAUUUUGAUGCUUUACUUUUGGGGUUACAAAUCCAAGCUUUUGAUCUUGCUUCUCUGGUGUAUAAACUAGAGUCUAGAGAGAGAGUGGGAGGAGAGUUUGACUUGAUCAACGAUAGUUGUCGGAUUCCGAAAUUAGAUCUUAUGUGUUGUGCUAAGAGACAUUCAAUAGAGAAGGUUAGAUUUUGAUGUUAAGCAAGUGUUAAGGAAGGAAUAGAGUUUUGGUCUAAAUGGGUAACACUUGUGUUGGACCGAGCAUUUCCAAGAAUGCUUUCUUCCAAUCAGUUUCAGCUGUAAUGUGGCCAAACCGCUCUCCCGAUGACUCAGUUCAUACUAACAGAGAACCUGUCAAUGAGACAUCAUCACCUAAGGAACCUGAGUCGCCUAUGCCAGUACUAGACAAACCACCAGAGCAAGUGACAAUACCAAAACCAGAAACCGAGCCAAAGCAAUCCGCAAAACCUGAAACUGAGCCAAAACAAUCCGCAAAACCCAAGAAGCCACCGCAGAUAAAGAGGGUCCCUAGUGCAGGACUUCAGGCUGGUUCGGUGUUGCAAACGAAAACCGGAAAGAUAAAGGAGUUUUACAGUUUUGGGAGGAAACUUGGACAGGGGCAGUUUGGAAUAACGUUUCUGUGUGUGGAGAAGGCGACAGGGAAAGAGUAUGCGUGCAAAUCGAUUGCGAAAAGGAAGUUAAUAACUGAUGACGAUGUGGAGGAUGUGAGGAGGGAAAUUCAGAUCAUGCACCAUCUGGCAGGCCACCCAAAUGUUAUCUCUAUUAAGGGAGCUUAUGAGGAUGCUGUAGCAGUUCAUGUUGUUAUGGAAUUAUGUGCAGGAGGUGAGCUCUUUGAUAGGAUUAUCCAGCGCGGGCAUUAUACAGAAAGAAAGGCAGCUGAGCUAACUAGGACUAUAGUUGGAGUGGUCGAAGCUUGCCAUUCAUUGGGAGUUAUGCAUCGAGACCUUAAACCAGAGAACUUUCUCUUUGUCAGUCAGGAUGAGGAUGCACUUCUCAAAACUAUUGAUUUUGGAUUGUCAAUUUUCUUGAAGCCAGGAGUAAAAUAUAGUGAUGUGGUUGGAAGCCCAUAUUAUGUUGCACCUGAAGUGUUACGCAAGCGUUAUGGUCCAGAAGCAGAUGUCUGGAGUGCAGGGGUGAUCGUUUACAUUCUGUUAAGUGGGGUACCGCCAUUUUGGGCUGAAAAUGAGGAAGGAAUAUUUGACCAGGUCCUACAUGGUGACCUAGAUUUCGAAUCAGACCCUUGGCCUAGUAUUUCUGAUGGUGCCAAAGAUUUAGUGAGGAGAAUGCUUGUCCGAGACCCCAAAAGGCGGCUGACAGCCCAUGAAGUUUUGUGCCACCCCUGGGUGCAAGUUGAUGGUGUGGCUCCCGAUAAGGCUCUUGAUUCUGCAGUUCUAAGUCGCUUAAAACAAUUUUCGGCUAUGAACAAACUCAAGAAAAUGGCUCUCAGAGUCAUUGCAGAGAACUUGUCUGUAGAAGAAAUAGCUGGCCUGAAAGAAAUGUUCAAGAUGAUAGACACUGACAACAGUGGUCAAAUCACUUUUGACGAACUAAAGAUUGGAUUGAAAAGAUUUGGGGCAAAUCUAAAGGAGUCUGAAAUUUAUGAUCUAAUGCAAGCAGCAGAUGUCGAUAACAGUGGAACCAUUGAUUAUGGGGAGUUCGUAGCUGCAACGUUGCAUCUGAACAAAAUUGAGAGAGAAGAUCAUCUAUUUGCAGCUUUCUCCUACUUUGAUAAGGAUGGAAGUGGCUAUAUUACUCCGGAUGAGCUUCAACAAGCUUGUGAGGAUUUUGGCAUAGAGGAUGUUCGCCUCGAAGAGAUGAUAAGAGAAGUUGAUCAGGACAAUGAUGGACGCAUAGAUUACAACGAGUUUGUAGCCAUGAUGCAGAAGGGAAAUUUUGUUGGCCCUGGUAAGAAGGGACUGCAAAGUAGCUUCAGCAUUGCAUUUAGAUAAGCACUUGAAAUUUAGUUCAUAGAUAACAAUGAGGGUUUCAGGUUUCCUGCUUCAUUCUUCAUUGUUUUGAGGUAUGAAGAUUGUAUAGAAAGGUACUUGACUGCUCUUCCAAGUCGAGCCAGGCAUUUCGGGUUAUUUUCUCCGAAUUUAUUGAGGCUUCCACACCGAGGGAUUUUGUAUCUGAAACUCGGAGCCCUUUCUAUCUUGUAUACAGGGAGGAGAAUUUUUUUUUUUUUUUAUUGGCAUAUGUAUUUUUAUUUUCGUAAA